Neohortaea acidophila is the source of this 411-nucleotide messenger RNA. RefSeq lists its product as uncharacterized. The transcript is spliced from 2 exons. Lineage: Eukaryota; Fungi; Ascomycota; Dothideomycetes; Mycosphaerellales; Teratosphaeriaceae. The record is from RefSeq and is a predicted model, not a curated record. Bases 1 to 411 code for a protein of 136 amino acids.
AUGGCAUCGUCAUCCACCCUCUCCCGACCCAGCGCACACGUCGCCAGGAGCCCCGAAUCCUAUGAAUCCCUCGCACGACGCAAUGCCGCCGCCGAGAUCCUGCAGAGCUAUGAGAGGCUGUCUUGGCACUCGUUCCAGCGAUGCGAGUCCCUAGUCCAGACGCGCCUGCAUUUCCAAAAUGUCCUUGCCGGUCUCACCGACCAGGACGAGGCGGCGCUCGUCGACUGGAAAGAAGACAAGACGCCCCGCCCCAAGCCGGGCGACGAGGGUCAUCACGGGAGUAGUCGAAAGGGCAAGGAGCGCUUGAGUGGCGGUGUCGCUGGCCCUGCUCCCAAGGCGAACAAGACUCGAGAGCAGAGUGACAGCAGUACCGGCGGGAGCGCGAAGAAGAAGCGAAAGAGUCUUCAAUAA